Messenger RNA from Arachis stenosperma, 1101 nucleotides. RefSeq lists its product as uncharacterized. Bases 407 to 1003 code for a protein of 198 amino acids. The transcript is spliced from 3 exons. The record is from RefSeq and is a predicted model, not a curated record. Gene Ontology annotation, molecular function: RNA binding. Lineage: Eukaryota; Viridiplantae; Streptophyta; Magnoliopsida; Fabales; Fabaceae.
UUGAACCGGACACUGGGAACUGUGGGAUCAGGGCACGCCACACAGUCACACAUCCCUGGCUCAGUGGCUCCCUGCAUCGGUUCUUCACUUCUUCUUCGUCGUGCUUCAUUCCUUCUUCAGCCCAGUCAGCCACGGCCGCCACCAAGCACCAGCCUCACGAGUCACCGCCACGAAUCGCAGCUCUCAGCUUUCCUCGCAGCCUCGCACCAGUCACCACCACGAUUCGCAGUCUAUCGCCGCGCUCGUCACCCACCGGAUCUCGCUGGUGCUCUCAUCUCUUAGACUCUCGCCUUGCUCACCUGCCAGAAGCUCCUUGCCGUCUUCGUUGACAGUUGCUGCCGCCGGCCACCAGCACGUCGUCGUUCAGUGUUGCCAGAAGCGGAGCAUUUCAGUUUCUGACUUUCAGAUGGCAUCAGCAUCAGAGAAGUAUGCUGCAUUUGAGGAGAAAGUGAGUAGAACAGUGUACUUUGAUAACCUUUCACCACAGGUCACUGAAUCUGUCUUGAGAACUGCUGUUGAGCAGUUUGCAACCGUUAAAAGUGUGAAGUUUAUUCCCAAUUACCUUGGACCAACCAAUCUGCCACAGUGUGCAUUGAUAGAGUUGGAUUCUUCCAAGAAGGUCAAGGAGGUUGUCUCCAUGAUACGCCAGUAUCCCUUCAUGAUGUCCGGGAUGCCACGACCAGUAAGGGCUCGUCCUGCCGAGGCAGAAAUGUUUGAUGAUCGGCCCGAAAAGCCGGACAGAAAGAUCAAGUGCUGUUGGUUGGAUCCGAGUGACCCGGAUUUUGAGGUGGCGAAGGACCUGAAGCGUCUUACACGCAGACACGCUGUAGAAGCUGAAUAUGUUCACAAACUUCAACUACAAGAAGAAAAGAAGCUUGCCGAACAACAAGGGGAAACGCUUAAUAUGCAUUACAAAAAGUUCAAAUUAGUUGACAGCAUUAUGGCUGAUGGAACUGCCAAGCAUCUGGCAAAAAGAUAUAAUCUGGGUGUUGCAGAUGAAUGAAGGCUUUUGGGCUUAACAGUUUAUGUAAAGCCUCAUGCUGCUAAUUCUACCAAAGAAACAAGUUGUAAAUGGUAUUUAUUAUUUAACAUGCUUUGAUC